Molecule: messenger RNA, 2460 nt
Organism: Daucus carota subsp. sativus
Lineage: Eukaryota; Viridiplantae; Streptophyta; Magnoliopsida; Apiales; Apiaceae
Product: serine/threonine protein phosphatase 2A 55 kDa regulatory subunit B beta isoform
Exons: 14
Coding region: 333-1835 (500 amino acids)
Cellular component (GO): cytosol; protein phosphatase type 2A complex
Molecular function (GO): protein phosphatase regulator activity; protein binding
Source: RefSeq, a predicted model, not a curated record
ACCUCACAGAAAAGAAAUAAAACCCAAAAUAAAAAUAAAAAAAGAAGAGAGAGAUGAACGAACAAUGAGAAAUCUGAAAUUAUAAUGAUAAUAAUUAUGAUGAUGAUGAAGAUGAUGUAGUUAUACAUACAAUAGCUAUGUUCUGCUGCUAUGUUACUCUUGUAAUACCUACACUCUCCCUCCGUCUUAAUCUCUCUCGUUCAUUUUGCUGAUCUCUCUCCCUCCCUCCCUCUCUCUCUCUCCCUCUCUCUCUCUCUCUGUCUGUCUCUGUCUGUCUCUCCCUCUCUCUCUCUCCGCCUCACACAACACAGUCUCUCCCGCUAUAAGUGAAAAUGAACGGAGGAGAUGGAGAUGUGACGGCAGCUCCGGCGGGGUCACUGGACUGGAAAUUCUCUCAGGUGUUCGGUGAACGAACUGCCGGCGAAGAAGUGCAAGAAGUUGAUAUUAUAUCAGCUAUUGAGUUUGAUAAAUCUGGCCACCAUCUGGCUACUGGUGACCGUGGUGGUAGUAGAGUGGUUUUAUUUGAAAGGACUGACAUGAAAGAGCAUGUUGGAAGUCGAAGGGAUAUGGAGAGGAUUGAUUACUCAAAUAGCAAGCAUCCGGAAUUUCGUUACAAGACUGAGUUUCAGAGUCAUGAGCCUGAGUUUGAUUAUCUUAAGAGCCUGGAAAUUGAGGAGAAGAUCAACAAAAUAAGAUGGUGUCAAGCAGCUAAUGGGUCCCUCUUUCUUUUGUCAACUAAUGACAAGACAGUCAAAUUCUGGAAGGUUCAAGAGAAAAAGGUCAAGAAACUCUCAGAGAUGAACCCAGAUCCUGCCAAAAGUUCUGAGAAUGGCAGUUCUACUCGUUCAAGUGUUUCUUCAGGCCAUCUAUCGAAUGGAGAUGAAUUUUCUUUUCCACCUGGAGGGAUUGCAUCCCUACGUUUUCCAGUGGUAUACAGCAACGAGAGUAGUAUUAUGGCAAGAUGUAGACGAGUAUACGCCCAUGCACAUGAUUAUCAUAUCAAUUCCAUUUCAAAUAACAGUGAUGGAGAAACCUUUAUUUCAGCUGAUGACUUGCGAAUAAACCUUUGGAACAUGGAAAUUAGUAAUCAAAGUUUUAAUAUCGUGGAUGUGAAGCCUACAAAUAUGGAGGAUCUUACUGAGGUAAUAACAUCGGCAGACUUUCAUCCUACCCACUGUAACACAUUAGCUUAUAGUAGUUCAAAAGGAUCAAUUCGUCUUAUUGAUUUGAGACAAUCUGCUUUGUGCGACAACCAUUCUAAACUGUUUGAGGAACCGGUGGCACCUGGUUCAAGAUCAUUUUUCACUGAGAUAAUUGCUUCUAUUUCUGAUAUCAAAUUUGGGAAGGAGGGAAGAUACAUAUUAAGUCGUGAUUACAUGACAUUGAAGUUAUGGGAUAUUAAUAUGGAUUCUGGACCAGUCUCAACAUUCCAGGUUCACGAGUAUUUAAGACCCAAGCUCUGUGAUUUAUAUGAAAAUGACUCCAUCUUUGACAAAUUUGAGUGUUGCUUAAGUGGUAAUGGACAGCGGGUUGCAACUGGUUCUUACAGCAAUCUAUUUCGUGUGUUUGGGACCGCUGAGGAUAGUACAGAAGCAACCACACUGGAAGCUAGCAAAAAUCCAAUGAGGCGGCAAGUUCAGACUCCCUCAAGGCCUGCUAGAUCCCUAGGCAGCAGUAUAUCACGUGUUGUUAGAAGAGGGGGCGAAAGCCCAGGUUUGGAUGCAAAUGGAAACUCAUUUGAUUUUACAACGAAGUUACUCCACCUGGCAUGGCAUCCAAGUGAAAAUUCCAUUGCUUGUGCUGCUGCAAACAGCUUGUAUAUGUAUUAUGCAUAAAUAUGGAUCUUGACAAAAAUGUGGCAUUACGCAUGAAUUAAUAUUCAUGACUUCUCCCUGCCAAAAAAAAAUUAUUCAGGACUACUGAUGGAGAAGGCCGCUUCUGAAUAUCUGGAGGCUUGGUUUAUGCAGUCUCGUAUAUGUAAAAAAUCCCUCAGUGUUGAAGGUUCAGAAGGUUGGCUAUCAUAAACAUCUGCAAAGAACUUGUAACAGUAAUCUAUCCUCUUCCUGUUUAUUUCUUUACCGGUCUGUCCUCUUACAUCUGUUUUAUCACCUUUCUAUCUUUUGUUUCGAAGGAAAGAUGUAGUUGUUUCCCUAUUGUGUUUAUUCAAAAUCGAGUAGAAAGGAAACGUAAAGUGGAGAAUGUUGUUACUCAUAGUUGCCUUUAGGGUCAGGGCGAAUGUAAUUUUACAAGUCUCGGGAAGAGCUGGUGCAAAUUUGCAGGCCUCUAGCUUCUGAAGUUUCUCUGUAACAAAUUAGGAUAAUUAUAAACUCUUUUUGUUAUAGGUUUUGUUUCAAGUAAUUUUUUUGGUAAAGCUGAUUUAAACGAUUCUGGCUGUUGGGUUAGAAUUUUUUGUGGAUCUUCGGGAUGCUUUGUAUUGGAUAUUUAAAUAUUUUUUAAUGA